Cokeromyces recurvatus is the source of this 1030-nucleotide messenger RNA. RefSeq lists its product as uncharacterized. The record is from RefSeq and is a predicted model, not a curated record. The transcript has 3 exons. NCBI's taxonomy places the organism in Eukaryota, Fungi, Mucoromycota, Mucoromycetes, Mucorales, Mucoraceae. Gene Ontology annotation, molecular function: RNA binding; zinc ion binding. Bases 47 to 844 code for a protein of 265 amino acids.
UUUUUAUUUUUUUUUACUUUGCAUGGUAUAUUAAUUAUUAUUUAAUAUGCUUGAAUCACCUAUAUUUAAGGUCAAUUAUGGCACAAUUUCAUUUGAUUUUGAAGAAUUUAUUAAAAAUGAGUUAGGAUUAAAGCUUAAUGAUCAAGUUAAAAAAGAAGAUGAACCUAUUUGUAAAUAUUAUUUAAAGGGUACUUGUACAAAAGGAAAUAAUUGUCAAUUUAAACAUAAAGGAUAUGAUAGAGAUAAAUCAGUCGUUUGUAAACAUUGGUUACGUGGAUUAUGUAAAAAGGGAGACAGUUGUGAAUUUUUACAUGUCUUUAACAUGAAGAAGAUGCCUGAAUGUUGGUUCUAUUCCAAGUAUGGGGAAUGUUGUAAUGGAGAUGAAUGUAUGUAUCUUCAUAUUGAUCCUGAAAGUAAACAAAAGGAAUGUCCUUGGUAUGCUCGAGGAUUUUGUAAACAUGGACCUAAUUGUCGUAAUAAGCAUGUGAGAAAACUAGUUUGUCAAAAUUAUUUAACUGGUUUUUGUCCUGAUGGUCUUAAUUGUCCCAAUGGUCAUCCAAAAUAUGAAUUACCUGUAAUGUAUACUCUACAACAAAAUGAUCCUUCUGAUCAGCAACAGCAACAAAAACAACAACAGCAGCAGCAACAACAGCAACAUCCACAACAACAACAGCAGCAGCAACAUCAACAACAACAACAACAGCAGCAGCAGCAGCAGCAACAACAAACAUAUAGAAGACUAGAAGACGUGACAUGCUUCAAAUGUGGGCAACAAGGACAUUAUGCAAAUCGAUGUCCACAAGGUAAAUUUGGAUUUCUAAAGCAACAACAACAACAACAAUAGUAAUAAACUUGUAAAUAUUCUAAUUAUGUCACUUUUAUAUAUAUAUUAUACACAUUAAACAAACAAAUGAGUGAAUAUUACAUAAUACACAAAUUAAGCUUUUAAAUUAUCCAAUUAUAUAGUUUUCAUAGAAAUUAGUACAGUUUAUAUUUAAAAUGAAAUACAUUACUGAAUAGAAAAAAAAAA